Molecule: messenger RNA, 2449 nt
Organism: Colletotrichum destructivum
Lineage: Eukaryota; Fungi; Ascomycota; Sordariomycetes; Glomerellales; Glomerellaceae
Product: Putative GroES-like superfamily, alcohol dehydrogenase-like, NAD(P)-binding domain superfamily
Exons: 2
Coding region: 1180-2307 (375 amino acids)
Biological process (GO): D-sorbitol catabolic process
Molecular function (GO): L-iditol 2-dehydrogenase (NAD+) activity
Source: RefSeq, a predicted model, not a curated record
CCUGCGUCGACUUGCACGCAUGGGCAGCAAAUUUUCAGAAUGGUGAUCCGCUUCUGGAUUGCGCGUAUGGGCGGAUAAGUCGACCAGCGACCAAAGAUUCCCCAUGUAGGCGCAUUUCGAAAAGGGAGGUAAAGGACCGAGGUUACCCAGCUUCCCCGUGCCUGGGGCGAACCGGGAGGGGGGGGGGGCGCCUCGGGGCCGACGGUCGGAUUGCUCAAGGGACUAGACAAGUUUGCGUAGGGCACCAUCGCGAUUCGUGGAGCGACAUGGUUAGAGAGACGAUGGACGACAGAAGCCCCAACGAAGGGACCUACCUGGUCUAGAUGCCACGUGAAGGCAUGGAAAAAAAGAAAAAGAAAAAGACGAGGAGCGGAACCCCCCCUCCCCGCUGAACAACGGCCCAGCUGAUGUACCCCUCCCGGCGCGCCUGGACCUGCGAACUUGCGAAGACUGCGAGAAUUGCGAGACGAAGCGCGUCCAACAGUUGAGGGAAGCGCUCUGGUUGUGCGAGCGUCGCGCGGAGCAUGAUCAAUGUCGGGUACGGAUCGUCGUCGUGAUUGGAGCGGGAAGUCGCAAAGAGGUAAAAUCGGUCUUACAGCGACCGAACAAUUCCCACAACGCGGCAGCGCCCCACCCCCCUGCCAACAAGCUUCGACCCUGCGUGACGUUGCGACGUGGGGAACCGGGGGACGACUAUUCGUCUCGAGGGGCCGCCGUGGGCACAUCCUCGACCUCCAAGAGGGGGUUGAUGAGGGGCUGGAUUAAAUCAUCGAGGGGCCGAAGAAGCUCCUGGUUGCUUGACCCGGAAAAAAUGAAGAAAAAAGAGGACUAGCGAGGGGAGAAAGAGUCCACGAGGUCUCCAAGGUAGGUAGGUAUUGGUAUGUGGCAGUAGGUAUAUAUCCAACCGACUGACCGUUCAGCCCGUGUGUGGUUUUGCGCUCCAGUUUUGUCUUCCUUCUGCUACUCCGUCUCUUCCUCGUCUCUCGUCCAUCCAUUCAUCCUUCCGCUCUUCAAGCUCCCGCCGCUGCCGUCAGUCGAUUCGCCGAUCUCUUGCACUCACGCUUCAAACACACCGCCGAAUCCCCUCGUGCCUCUUGGAUAGACACAUCUUUGAACGGUUCUCAGAAGGCCCUGUCGAAUCACAUACCCAAGCUCAAGAGCCCCCCCCCCCAUCUUACAAUGUCUCCCUCCGCUGUUGACCCUCCUGCGUCCGUCGGCUCUGUCAAGCCGUCUAAGGCCAACAUUGGCGUCUUCACCAACCCCGCACACGACCUGUGGAUCAAUGAGGCCGAGCCCAAGCUGGAAGCUGUUCAGGCCGGAGAGGGAUUGAAGCAUGGCGAGGUCACAGUGGCGGUCCGGAGCACCGGCAUUUGCGGGUCCGACGUUCACUUUUGGAAGCACGGAUGCAUCGGUCCCAUGAUUGUCGACGGUGACCACAUUCUCGGCCACGAAUCCGCCGGUGAGAUCCUCGCUGUCCACCCCAGCGUCACCCACCUCAAGGUCGGCGACCGCGUCGCCAUCGAGCCCAACGUUAUCUGCAACGCCUGCGAACCCUGCUUGACCGGCCGUUACAAUGGCUGCGAGCAGGUCCAAUUCUUGUCCACUCCGCCCGUCCCUGGUCUCCUGCGCAGAUACGUCAACCACCCCGCCGUCUGGUGCCACAAGAUUGGCAACAUGACAUACGAGAACGGCGCCAUGCUGGAGCCUCUGAGUGUUGCCCUCGCCGGCAUGCAGCGUGCUGGCGUACGCCUCGGCGAUCCGGUCCUCGUUUGCGGCGCCGGCCCCAUCGGCCUCAUCACCCUUCUCUGCGCCAAGGCCGCCGGUGCCUGCCCACUGGUCGUCACCGACAUUGACGACGGACGUCUGGCUUUCGCCAAGGAGCUGGUGCCCACGGCCAUCACGCACAAGGUCGGUCGUGGAACUGCCGAGGAGGAGGCCAAGCGCAUCGUCGAGUCCUUCGGAGGCGUCGAGCCCGCCGUGGCCAUGGAGUGCACCGGCGUUGAGAGCAGUAUCGCCUCUGCCGUCUGGGCUUCCAAGUUCGGUGGCAAGGUCUUCAUCAUCGGUGUAGGCCGUAACGAGAUCAACUUUCCCUUCAUGCGCGCUAGCGUCCGCGAGGUCGACAUCCAACUGCAGUACCGCUACUGCAACACUUGGCCCAGAGCCAUUCGGUUGGUUGAGAGCGGUGUCGUCGACCUCAGCAAAUUGGUGACGCACAAGUUCACGCUUGAAGACGCCCUCGGCGCUUUCGAGGCGGCCAGAGACCCCAAGUCGGGUGCGAUCAAGGUUAUGAUCCAGAGCCUGGACUAAGCUGCGUUGGUGUGACAGGGUUGGUGUUUUUGGGCAUAAUCCGGAGGUGUUGGCGAUUUGGUGUCAUGAAUGACUGGUUCUUUCCCUCUAUUUUCUUUCUGUUCGUUUUGGAUAUAACUUAGACGUAUUCCCAAUGAAACCG